This is a messenger RNA of Westerdykella ornata, 840 nucleotides long. Its product is annotated as SRF-TF-domain-containing protein. NCBI's taxonomy places the organism in Eukaryota, Fungi, Ascomycota, Dothideomycetes, Pleosporales, Sporormiaceae. The coding region runs from base 122 to 802 and encodes 226 amino acids. Gene Ontology annotation, biological process: positive regulation of transcription by RNA polymerase II. The record is from RefSeq and is a predicted model, not a curated record. Gene Ontology annotation, molecular function: DNA-binding transcription factor activity, RNA polymerase II-specific; RNA polymerase II cis-regulatory region sequence-specific DNA binding; protein dimerization activity. The transcript has 4 exons.
CCUGCCCGCAAACCUGCCCGCCGCCUGUAACCCGCGCGCUGCCAUAACGGCUGCCCGUCCACUUCCACCAAACAGGAAAUCCCCACACACAUAACCACUUCCGACCACAACCACUCCCACCAUGGCAUCUGAGAUCACCGAACACGACCAGAACGCGUCGCCCUCGGUCCACGACGACCCCAACAACAACAAUCCCCAGCUCGUCGGCGGCGAUGCCAACCGCGGCGUCAAGCGUCCUCGCGCCGGCGACGACGAUGACGACGAUGACGACAAGCCUGGCCGCGAGCGAAGGAAGAUUGAGAUCAAGUUUAUCCAGGACAAGUCGCGUCGGCACAUCACCUUCUCCAAGCGCAAAGCCGGCAUCAUGAAGAAGGCCUACGAACUAUCCGUCCUCACCGGCACCCAGGUGUUGCUGCUCGUCGUCUCCGAAACCGGUCUUGUCUACACCUUCACCACGCCCAAGCUGCAGCCGCUUGUGACCAAGGCCGAGGGCAAGAACCUCAUUCAGGCCUGCCUGAACGCGCCCGAGCCUGCAUCGGGAGAUGCGAAUGGCGUCGAGGGCGACCAACCCGUCGAGUCUCCAGAGGACGCGCACCCCCAAGUCCCUCCUGGCCAGCCGCGCGGCAUGCCCAGCAAUGGAGGCAUGCCACCCGCAUACAUGACCCCCGAAGCCGCCCUGCACUACCAGUCCUAUCUUCAGCAGCAAUCGCAGCAGACGGGCCAAUAUCCGGGCAUGCCCCCGCAGGCGCAGAUGCCCCGCCAUCCCGGACACCAGUAUCCCCCGGAUCAGAAGUUGAGUUAGAAGUUUCCCGAAAAGAAAGAGGAUGAUCAAAAGGGCCU